Molecule: messenger RNA, 779 nt
Organism: Panicum virgatum (switchgrass)
Lineage: Eukaryota; Viridiplantae; Streptophyta; Magnoliopsida; Poales; Poaceae
Exons: 3
Coding region: 88-570 (160 amino acids)
Source: RefSeq, a predicted model, not a curated record
CGUGUGUAGUACAGUACGUGGCAGAGGCAACGAGCGUUAUCCGUAUCAGCACAAAGGGAGGUGCUCGCUCAUCGGCUACCAGGCGAUAUGCAGAACAUGAUCAGCGCCUGCAAGCCGCAUCAGUCGCACCGGGCGGCCGCGCUCCUGCCGCCGCCGAGGCCGGUGCUGCCCGGACGGGCAGCGUUCCCCCGCCUACUACCAGCGAGGGAUGCGACGACCUCGCGGCUGGUGGUCAAGAGGAGGUGCCAGGGGGAGGACAAGCAGCAGCAGCAGGAGGAGCAAGAAGCGGCGGAGGGAAGCGGCGGCGCCGACGAGCAGGAGAAGAGGACCUUCCUGAGCCUGGAGGAGGCCGGGCUGGUGGAGAUGUCCGGCCUCAGCACGCACGAGCGCUUCCUCUGCCGCCUCACCAUAUCGUCUCUGAAUCUGCUGAGAGUGAUCUCGGAGCAGGAGGGCGUCCCGAUAGAGGAGCUCAACGCCGGCCGCGUCUGCGACUGGUUCAUCAAGGACAAGCUCAAGAGGGAGCAGAACCUCGGCACCGCCGUCCUGCAGUGGGACGACCCUGCCUUCUAGUUCCACCUGCAUCCCAGCACUGCAGGGCUAUGGCGGAAUAGAGUUUUUUUUUUUCAGGGCCUCUUCUGGAUGUUCAUGAUUAACGAAACGACUUGAGCUUUUGAGGAAAUGUUCACUUGUAUUCUGGUCCCUAAUCAUACCUGCUGUAUUCUCUAGUUGCAUCACCAUACCUGAAGCUGAAAAAAAAACCCUCCCAAUUGGAAAAACAA